AUGAUACUCGCUCAGACAGCAAUGGGUGCUGGUAUCCUUGCUCUGCCCUAUGCGUUUUCUAACCUGGGGUAUGCCUUUGGGACGCUUAUGCUGCUGGUGUCAUCGGGCGUGUCUGCGUUUACCCUGCACCUUCUGUCUGUGUGUGUUGCUAAUGUGGGUGGUAGAAGCACUACCUUCGGCUCCAUCGCACAGGCUUCGUAUCCUCGGCUGGGAUGGAUCGCUGAUCUCUUGGUUGUGGUGGUCACCUUUGGAGUGUGUUCAUCCUUUCUUAUCGUAGUAGGAGAUAACCUCCCCCUAGUAGUCUCCUUCCUGUCAGACCUUCCCCAAACCAGCCCUGGCAGUGUGUGGCUCGGUAGACACGUCUACAUAGCCCUGGCCUGGGCGCUCGUGUGCGUGCCUCUGUCUGUAAGUGGACGCUUGGAUCUACUGAAGUACACAUCACUCCUGGCCAUAGCCAGUGUGGUGUUUACUAUGGUGCUGGUGGUGGUGUACUACGUUGAGCCUAGCGACAGCUGGAACCCCUGUGGCAGUGAUGAGACCAGUGAGGCAGAGGCUGUGGGGUGUCUGGGCGAUGUUGUAGCGUUCAACGACGACUUUGUGAAGAUUAUGACUGGGCUGCCGCUGUUUGUCUUUGCCUACGGAUGCCACGGACAGAUCUUCGGCAUAUACAACGAGCUGAAGGUACAGAAAGUGCGAUCCAUGAACUUUAUCGUAGUGCUGGCCGUCAGUCUGUGUGCGCUGCUGUACACCGUCUGUGGCCUGUUCGGAUAUCUCAUCUACGGCAGCCUGACGCAAUCCAACAUCCUGCUGAACUUUCCACUGGGAGUUGCCAGCAGCGUGGCACGCCUGGCAAUGUCGCUGGUGGUCAUUCUCACGUAUCCGCUGGCCAUACACCCGUGCCGGUUGUGUACGUUAAAUCUGAUUUCAACAUUUGUGAACGCGUAUCGAAAUAAGAGCUUUAUUACGCCCCAGAGCGACACGGCAGAAGGUCCAGCAGACCUUUUUGGCGACAGCAGUGAUGAUAUGGUGAGAUGUGAAGUUGCAAGGGAAACCAAAGAAAUCUCGGGUGCAUAUACACGUAUUAGCAAGGGAUGUAUAGAUAUGCACGAUUGCGGGGUAGGAGAUGCGAACAGUGCGAACACACAAGAGUGUAUGCCAGAGAAAGCGGGAGUGAACACGUCGGCAGAGGGCGACGUAUUUGAAGCAAAGUACACCACAGGAACGAAUACACGUUGCAAUGACGAUUCGCAAGCACCUGCGCUGCAUAUAACACGGGAAAAUAAGCUGGACGACCCCUCACACAACAGACAAGGAUGUCAGGCACUCACCCACGACCCUACCGGCACAGCGACUGCUGCCCAAGCACAUACAGAGGCACCCGCGUGCGCCCAACAGCCAGCCAUACACUCACCAUACGCCACUGGGCGAAUGGAGUUCAUUGCCGUGACUGUGGUCAUGCUGGCAGGUACUUUUGCACUGGCCAUGGGUGUCAGUGACCUAGGGCUGGUGUUUGGCCUCAUUGGCGCGACUGCGUCCACAAUGGAAGUGUUUGUGCUGCCUGGGGCGAUCUAUGUGGAGCAGAUGAGGACUCGCGAGUGUGGGGGGGUGCGUGGGAGACUGACGUACUGGCUGGCGGUGGUAAUGAUUCCCUUUGGGUUUGCGUUUGGGGGUGUUGCGGUGGCGUGCACGCUGAUGACGGGUGGGUCGGGCCAUUAGCGGCGGGUAGUGACGCUGUGCAUAGCCCAGUUUGUAGUAGAUUGUCGACUUGAGCUUCACUAUAUGCGAAUUAUCGUCUAGGAUGUUGCUAGUUCCUGGUGUAUGUGUGAACAUCUAUAGGUGUGCGUAUGCUGAGAUGCGAAUUCAUUGCAUACUUUCCUUGGAUUUGAAGCGUAAAGUUCAAGGAGUGAUCUGUGUGCGAGAAUUGGCUCUUGUCGACCUCAUCCAGUCUUCCAGGCUGAUGAGUUGCUCACAAGGGUUAGAAGUAUGAUGUAUGAAGGCUAUCAAAAGCGUGCAAAUGAAGCCAAUAUUUAGGUUGCAUGGUAUUGCCAAGCCUGAUAUCGCACAGAAGAAAUAAGAAAACGUGGCUGAAACCAUAUGCAUAUUCGAUGGUUAUCCCAGCGCAUCAACAUCGAUGUGAAAGCGACGGUCCAAUAUGUGCGAUACGAGGAUGGACGAGGACGUUUAGCCAUCGAAACGGUUGUUAAGAUACAACAUCCUGAAGGUUGCCAUUUACGAAUUGAGAUAUAAUAUGUUUUUAGAACUUAAUUUUAGAUAUGGAAUAACCUAAGAAGGAUAUCAUAAGUGCGCUUCCCGGUUUGAAGCUGAAUGUGAAUAAAACACGAGCG
Molecule: messenger RNA, 2345 nt
Organism: Sphaeroforma arctica JP610
Lineage: Eukaryota; Ichthyosporea; Ichthyophonida
Exons: 5
Coding region: 1-1716 (571 amino acids)
Biological process (GO): amino acid transmembrane transport
Molecular function (GO): amino acid transmembrane transporter activity
Source: RefSeq, a predicted model, not a curated record